Drosophila willistoni is the source of this 1011-nucleotide messenger RNA. RefSeq lists its product as uncharacterized. Gene Ontology annotation, molecular function: nucleic acid binding. Gene Ontology annotation, biological process: DNA integration. Lineage: Eukaryota; Metazoa; Arthropoda; Insecta; Diptera; Drosophilidae. The transcript has a single exon. The record is from RefSeq and is a predicted model, not a curated record. Bases 1 to 1011 code for a protein of 336 amino acids.
AUGGGAUUUCUGCCCGAAGAAAGGUUUUUCACCCACAAAAAACCAUUUACAGCAACAGGCGUCGAUUACUUCGGUCCAUUUUACACCAAAGCAGAAAGAGGAACUCGAGCCUCAAAACACCUCCGCAAGCGGUACGGAGUAAUAUUCACAUGUCUGACGACUAGAGCAAUCAACGUGGAGAUAGCCCACUCCCUAGACACCGAUUCCUGCAUAAUGGCAGUUCGUAGAAUGAUGGCUCGACGUGGACCUAUACAAAUCAUCUGGUCAGAUAAUGGCACAAAUUUUCGCGGAGCAGCACGAGAGUUACAAGAAGCCCUAGAAGACCUGGAUGAGUGUGCCGUGAAAGAGUAUAUGGCAAGUAUUAAAAUAAUUUGGAAUUUCAUUCCAGCAAAUGCACCAAAUUUUGGAGGCUGCUGGGAGCGACUAGUAGGCUGUUUUAAACGGGCAAUUGAAGCAAUUUUAACAGUAAACGCAAAUCCCAGCUAUGAAACGUUGCAAACAAUUUUUAUGGAGGCAGAAUAUCUGGUCAACAGCAGACCAUAUAUACUGGAAUCUGAUGACCCCGACGACGAACUUGGUCUGUGUCCAAACGAUAUUUGUAUCCCGCAAAGCUGCAUACUCCUUGGCCCAGGCGACUUUACUCCCAAUACGAUGGAGAAACGAGCUUGGAGAAUCUCGCAGUACCAGAUAGACUCUUUCUGGAAACGUUUCAUUAUAGAAUAUCUUCCCACACUUAUACAUCGGGAGAAAUGGCAUAAAGAUGUGCCAAACUUGGAGGUCGACGACAUAGUUGUUAUGAAAGACAACACCCCGCGCGGCGAAUGGCCGCUCGGUCGAGUUAUGAAAGUUUUUCCAGGUGAAGAUGGAGUUGUACGCGUAGUCGAAUUGAAGACGGCUAAAAACACGUAUCGUCGCCCAGUCAACCGUCUAUGCAAAAUAGGAGUCAAGCGCUACGAUGAGAAGGAUCGUGCUCAAAAAAGGGAUUCCGCACUAGGGGCCGCUAUGUCGUAG